GGUAGUUAUUCAAUCCUGUGUAAAUGAUGUCUAGCAUGUAAUCCUUUUUUUUUUUUUUGCUUUCCUGUUUGCUGGUAAGAAUUUGUGCAUGCAGACAUAAAAAGCAGGAGAGAAGCUGUUGCCUAGGCAGGAGGCUCUAAUGAGGAACUGCACCCCUGGGAGCUGAAAUCUGAAGCGGAGUAAGAUCGCCUUUCAUUCAUUUGCUUCCCCCGUUCCCCUCUGUCAAAGACUGGCCUAGGCAGGAGCUGUCCAUGGUACUGGAAUGCAGUCUGAGAAGGCUGGUGAAUGUUGACAGAUUGCAACCCAGACAGAGAGAGAGCGCUAAAAAGGGAUGAGAUUUGCUUCGCCGUUGAAGGUAGGCUUGCUCUUUGUCUCGUGUUUUACAAUUACGAAUCCCUGAUUAAUCUGCUGCUGCAGCUUUGACAGACUGAGGCAGCUAAAGAUUGCAAGCCUGCCGGAGGUGGUCACAGGAGAGAGAUGAUGCCACAAGCCAGGCGGCUCCCAACCUUCUGUAUCUAAGGGGCAUGAGGAAGCAUCUUUCUUGAAAGUAGGUCUCGCCACUACCAUGUGCAAAUGAAGCUUGCGAAUGAGCCUGAUGUGUCUGCAUUAGGUUGUGUUGUUCUGUGCUGUGUGGUAAAGUGGAUAAAAAAAGCAUACAGCUUCCUCUUUUCUGGACAUCCAGGCAAGGUACAAUUUGCAGCUGCCCCUUGUCUCUUUUCUCUGUGAUGGGGGAUUAAAGAAGCACUGUUUGGUUCCAUUACACCAUUGAAAUCUUUUGCAACCAAUUUGAAAAGGAAUUGCUUUGCAGACAUGAAGAUGGUUACAGUCAAAUUAACACUAAUAUGGGAUUCCAAGGAGCUGCUCCAAGCCUUUUCUGUAUGAACACAUGACCCCAAAAGUGAAGAAUAUUUAUUUUUGAGCCAUUAACUGGCCUGUUUGUUAUGGUGCUGAAAUCUACCUUUUUACAUGCACUGAAGUUAACUGCAGAAAAGGGCUUUGCUAAGAAGAAAUUAACCAGCUUACUUCACAAAGCUAGAUUCAGCAUUUUUUUGAAGCACUUUCUGGUUGCCUUUGAGAAACAAUGAAUUCAAAAGAAGAAGAAGCCACUUUAACUCGAUUUUUCCAGUACGUUGAAGACAGAGGACUCAGAGCAUACGAUGGUUUGGUUAUACAGAAUGCCUCAGACAUUGCCAGGGAAAAUGACCGAAUGAGGAAUGAAACCAACUUAGCUUACCUGAAAGAGAAACAUGAGAAAAAGCGGAGGCAGGAAGAAGCAAUAAAACGCAUCGGGGAGGACGUUGCAAGAGGAGGCGAUGGUGGCUAUGUGGGAAAGCAUUUCCGAAUGGGAUUUAUGACAAUGCCUGCCCCACAGGACCGACUACCGCACCCUUGCGGGGUUGGGUUUUCUGUUAGGUCACAGUCUCUGCACUCAGUUGGGGGUGCAGAUGAUGACGGUGUCAAUUCACGCAAACAGCCUCCCCCCAAACCCAAACGGGACCCCAGCACUAAGUUGAGUAGUUCCUCAGAAACUGUCAAUGCUGGGACAACGUGUAAAGCAUGGAAGGAUUUGGAUAAACAUGACGGUCAGGACCCCCUUGAAAGUGAUCCGCGAGACUCAAUGGCAUCAAUGAAACCAAGGCCAUAUAGUGAUGAAUAUACAAAGAAAAUCCCCCCACCGAAACCCAAAAGAAACCCAAACACACAGCUGAGCACGUCUUUCGAUGAGUCGUACAUCAGGAACCACUGCUCCAUGAAGUCAUCAAAGAGGGAAAAGUCUUCUUCACAGACACACAGUCCAGCCCAAGACACUGACGAGGAUGAGCCUGUGUACAUUGAAAUGGUGGGAAAUAUACUAAGAGACUUCAAGAGGGACAACGAGGACCAAAGUGAAGCAGUCUAUGAGGAAAUGAAGUACCCUAUAUUUGAUGACCUGAGCCAGGACUCCAAGUGGCCCAUUAUUUGCAAUUAUGAAAACGUUAGCUGUACUACUCCUACAGUGCCUGAUCUGGAAUUAAUUAAAUCCAUGGUGCCAUCAGCUCCGAAGGGCAUGCUUUGUGAAAUCCCAGCCCCAUUUCCAAAUCUACUGUCCCACAGACCGCCACUGCUGGUUUUUCCACCUGCACCGGCGCAGUGUUCUCCAAACUCGGAUGAGUCUCCUUUGACCCCUCUGGAAGUCACCAAGCUGCCCGUUCUGGAAAACGCUCCCUAUAUAAAGUCUGGAGCUUCUCCAUCUUCUGCAUCCCCUCAGACCUCCAUCCACCACAAAAUAGAGAAAGAGCUGCCUGUGACGCACAUCAGCACAGCUUCUGGACGCUCGUCUGCCCCGCCGCUUCCGUCAAACUUGUACAAAUCAUCGGCUUCAGCUCACGGAUAUCCCAGGAGCCACUCAGCUUGCCCGUCUCCUGUGAGCAUGGGGAGGUCUCUAACUCCCUUAAGCCUCAAGAGACCCCCGCCCUAUGAAUCUAUACAUUCAGGGAGUAUCCCCAGAAGCUACUCUUCAGUGCCUCACUCGUCAAUCAAGAACACUUCACAGGAAGGGACGAAACUGGCAAACUCCUCCUCCAAUUCACAUGGCUCCAUGCAAAAUGUGUCCCGAUCAAGAACACCUACAAGUCCUUUAGAUGAACUAGCAAGCCUUUUUACCUCAGGGCGGAGCCUUUUGAGGAAAUCUUCCAGUGGCAGGAAAUCCAAGGAGUCUGCAGAGAGUGAAGCAAAGAGCAGAAGCCACAGUACUGAGCCUCUUCUCAGGCAUGAGAGCAAAGAUAAAGUGGGUCACGGGACCAUGAGAGAGCAGAAGGCGGCCCACGAAUGGGAUGGUGAGCCUGAACAACCAGCAACAGCAGCAUCCGGUCGGUUGGGGAGAUCAUCUGUCAGCCCAACUCUAAUGUUAGGAAGCAGCAGUUCAGAAUCGAAAGCAGUUUGCAAGCUAGGUCGAUCUGCAUCCACCUCAGGUGUGCCUCCACCCUCCGUCGCCCCCUUCAGGCAAGGCAGCGAGAUGCAACAGAGCCAGGUAGCACAUAUGCAAUGGGUAUACGGGGACAACACCAUGAUGGAAAUGAUAGAGAAGAAGCGCUGUCUGUGCAAAGAGAUCAAGGCGAGACAGAAACCUGAUAAAGGUAUUUGUAAACAGGACAGCAUGCCUAAUCUGCCAAGCUGGAAAAAGAACAAUGGAAGCAAGAAGCACAGUCCUCCCCCCUACACCACACAAACUACUGUGUUCUGGGACACGGCCAUCUGACAAAGUCCUGGAUGGAACAUAUUCUCCUUAGUUGCAACCUUUGACCUGUGCAGGUAGAUCAAAGGCUUCCUUAAUAGGGUGACAGUUGUGACCUAUGGCUUCACUAUCGGAACUAGGCAAUGCAGAAGAAAACCGGGGUGUUCAAAAAUGUAGCAAAUGUAUACA
Polyodon spathula (Mississippi paddlefish) is the source of this 3403-nucleotide messenger RNA. RefSeq names its product neuronal tyrosine-phosphorylated phosphoinositide-3-kinase adapter 2-like. Lineage: Eukaryota; Metazoa; Chordata; Actinopteri; Acipenseriformes; Polyodontidae. The transcript has 8 exons. Gene Ontology annotation, biological process: neuron projection morphogenesis; phosphatidylinositol 3-kinase/protein kinase B signal transduction. The record is from RefSeq and is a predicted model, not a curated record. Bases 1082 to 3238 code for a protein of 718 amino acids.